Messenger RNA from Cutaneotrichosporon oleaginosum, 2325 nucleotides. RefSeq lists its product as uncharacterized. NCBI's taxonomy places the organism in Eukaryota, Fungi, Basidiomycota, Tremellomycetes, Trichosporonales, Trichosporonaceae. Gene Ontology annotation, biological process: DNA-templated transcription; regulation of DNA-templated transcription. Gene Ontology annotation, molecular function: transcription cis-regulatory region binding; DNA-binding transcription factor activity, RNA polymerase II-specific; zinc ion binding. Gene Ontology annotation, cellular component: nucleus. The record is from RefSeq and is a predicted model, not a curated record.
CUUGGUCUCUGCUCGAUCAACUCGAUCCAUCUCGGACAUCCUCCUCCUCACUGCUCUCUACAGUUCUGCAGCGCAUCAUCCUCGCAAGCCCCCUCGCAAGCCCCGCUCAAGCCCUCGAACGCCCCGCGCGCACGACUCUCUCCGAAAGCACAACAAGACUAACGGUUCACCGCGGACACCGCCCGUCCCAUCGGGACGCCCUCAAGACCCCGCACAUCGCAUCCCGCACCUCGCCGUCUCGACAACAACAACAUCAUCACUCUCAUUGUCCUGCUCCCCGCACGCCGCAAUGCAGCACUCCCCCGCCGCCGAGCACGACCCCGCAUCCCCGCACGCGGCGUCCACCGUAGCCAAGCCCCCGACCAAGAUCUCGUGUCUCGCCUGCCGCGCCGCAAAGCGCAAGUGCCUGACACCGGACGCGCUCACCGUCUGCAAGCGCUGUUCGGACCAGGGCCUCGAGUGCGAGUACCAGAAGCACCGGCGCGGGCGGAGGAAGAAGAACCCCGACGGUCUCAACGGUGCGGCUGCGAGCCGCUCGCGCUCGCGCUCGCCGUCCCACCAUGCGUCUAGUCCGCCGCGGCCGCUCGUCGACCGUGAGCGCGCAGAGCGUGGGCGCUCAAUUCCUAGCUCCGCGGUCCGCAGCCAUUCAAUCCGCUUUUCGCAUGUCGUGCCGAUCGAAGGCGACUCGUCUCCUUACCUUCCACCACCCAACUCGCAGCCUCCAGCCACAGGCGGCGCUAGCCUCGCUCUACUCCGCACUGAUUGCCCCGAUCCCGUCAUGAGCGGCUUCCUGACCGAGGCGGACGCCUACGAGCUUUUCGAGUUCUACUUCCACCACCUGAAUGUGACGGUCGCGAUCCUGGAUCCCGUCCUCCACACGGCGACGUAUUGUCGCGACAAGAGCCCACUGCUCUUCUCGGCCGUGCUCACCGUCACGGCCAAGAUAAUCCGACCAAAGGCGUACUCGUCAUGCCUCCUAAUCGCGAACAAGCUCGUCGGACAGGCGGUCGAGUUCGGCCUGUGCUCCAUCGAAGUCGUCCAGGCCAUCAUCAUGCUCACGCAUUGGAAGAAGGCUGAUGACUCGACAUCCUGGCGCAAAGUUGGGUAUGCGAUCCGCAUGGCGCAGGAGCUGCGCCUGAACCAGCGCGCUCCACGGCCGCUUCCCCGCAACGAGAGGCAGGCGCGCGAGGUGCUCAACAAGGAGCGCUGUUGGUUGAACCUUAUCGUAGCCGACUACCACCUCGCGAUGCAUCACUCCCUGCCCCGCAUGAUCAACCAGGACGAUGUAGACGACCCUAUGGAAUGGAUCACGGAGCACCCCCACCUUCCGUGUCCUGGAGAGGCGGUCAUUGCUCCCUGGAUCAACUUCUCCCGCUUGUGCCGUCUCUUCGCGGACAUGUUGGCGAGCAUGAACGGCAGCCCGUCCAACCUCCGCAGCCUGCACUGGCUUGAGAUGGAAUGGAAGCGAUGGCGCAAGCGUUGGAUAGAAAAGAACUCCGAAUACGGGUUCCUGCGACAGCAAGUGGCCAUGGUUAAGAUGUGCGACGGCCUGCUCCAUUUCCAUAUCUGCGAGUAUCACUUACUUUUUACGGCGCGGUAUCGUUCCAAUGGCGCGACGCUGGAUACCUCGGAGCCGUCUCCUCUGAGUUAUGCUUUUGCAGAGUGCGCCGACGUCGCCCUGGGGCUCCUGGACGUGUUCCAGACCGACUUUGUGGCCAACGGCUAUCUCCCUUUCUGCUUCAACCUGACAUGGGUCGGCGUGGCCAUCACGAGCGUCUGGUUGAUAAAGAACAUCGGCGCCAUGGACAAGAUGGACCGCAAGCGCGUGAUCCGCAAGCUCACCGAAGUCGCCGACUCGACCGGCGAGGCCUCGCGCUCCGCGGAAGACAUGCCCGCCUACACGCACCGCCUGGUGAAGCACCUGCUCGGCUCGGUCUCUCCCGAGUGGCAGCUGACGACGACGGAGCCCUCCGCCGCUCCCGUGGGCGAAGGCGACGCGGGCUCGUCCUCAUCUGGCCCUACGCCCGCCGUCAUCGCGCCCCCGCAGACCUGGAACAUGCCGAGCGCGCAGCAGAUGAUCCAGGAGACUCUCUGGCACCCCUCCAUCUUCCAGGACGUGCCGACGCUGCGCACGCCCGCGCAGCACCACCAAUGCUCGACCGGCAACUCGGCGUUCCACCCCCCGCAGCCCGACCCCAUCCCACAGCCGAUCACGAGCGACGUGCUGUUCCCCGCAGCCGACGACGACAUUUGGAAACUCCUAUUUCCCCUAUAGUAUAUUAUGCUCUGUAUUCCUAGUUGUAGACGGGUUGCAUUAAUGCAGUG